This is a messenger RNA of Tribolium castaneum (red flour beetle), 1884 nucleotides long. RefSeq names its product Inositol 1,4,5-triphosphate kinase 1 (gene IP3K1). Lineage: Eukaryota; Metazoa; Arthropoda; Insecta; Coleoptera; Tenebrionidae. Bases 327 to 1514 code for a protein of 395 amino acids. Gene Ontology annotation, cellular component: nucleus; cytoplasm. Gene Ontology annotation, molecular function: inositol-1,4,5-trisphosphate 3-kinase activity; inositol tetrakisphosphate kinase activity. The record is from RefSeq and is a predicted model, not a curated record. The transcript is spliced from 4 exons. Gene Ontology annotation, biological process: inositol phosphate biosynthetic process.
CCGUUUCGCGUAUAAUUGGGACGCCCUAACCAACGAGUCAUCGUAUCACAGAGAGAGAAAGCUUUGCAUUGACGUCAAUGGAUGCCAGUGGCUCACGUUUCCACCUAGCCAAGCAAGCAGUUUCUGAAUUUCAGUCAUGUUGCAUAACGUUAAAAAAACCAUCGUCGGAGUGCGAUUUUCACGAUUUUUGCACCCGGAAACCGCGCGAAAUGUCCGCUGACUCCGGGAGGUGGUAACCGCCCCCAGCGGCCGCCCAUUCGUUCGGGUCUUCGCCGCGUUGAUGGUGAUGGUGCGUCCAAGAGCGUGAAUGUUGUGUGCGGGAAAGGAUGGAUCACGUGCUGUCCCUGUUGGCGUUUUCCGGGAGCGGUUUCAAGAAUGGCGAUAAGGAUAUCGAAGUGAGCGAUUUUUGGAAACGGAAGAAGGCGGUAAGGGCCGGAUCGCCGCACGGGGCGUUCAAGAGAUGGCGCAAGUCGGCGGGGUUGAAGCUGGCGGAGUCGAAGAGUGCCAUCAACGGAACCAAAGUUGACAAAAACAGCGGAGAGGAGGAUAUGUCGCUGCUCAAAUUUUUGGCCAUUAACGCGCUAGACCUCAGCGCUCCGGCCAGCGACGUCCUAUUGAAAAGUCGCAGCAGCAACUGGUUUCAAUUAAGCGGCCACCCUGACAGUUUGGCCCCAGCCGGGCCCGGCACUGUGUGGAAGAAGCGGUCGGGGGGCGCCGAAGACACCGAACGCGGCGUCUACGAGGAGCUGUCGCAGGACCCGGUCCUGUGCGACAUCAUCCCCAAGUACUACCGGGAGGUGGAGUACCAAGGCGAGAAAUUCAUCGAGCUGCAGGACCUCCUGCACGGCUUCCAGGACCCCUACGUGGUCGACAUAAAGAUGGGGACGCGGACGUUCCUCGAGUCGGAGGUGGAGAAGAAGGCGGCGCGCUCGGACCUCUACCAGAAGAUGGUGGCCAUCGACCCGAGCGCCCCCACCGAGGAGGAGCACCGGCAGCAGGCCGUCACCAAGCUGCGGUACAUGCAGUUCCGGGAGCUGCAGUCGUCGACGUGCAGUCACGGCUUCCGGAUCGAGGCGAUGAAGUGUCGGGGCUCGCCCCCGGUCACAGAUCUCAAGAAAGUCAAGUCGAGUCAAGAGGUGUUCAACACUUUGGACAUGUUCCUGGGCGGGCGGGAGGAUGUCAGGCAAAGACUGCUCGCAAGACUGUGCGAAAUUAGGAGUAAGAUCGAACAAGCGGAGUAUUUCAAGACGCGGGAAGUGGUCGGGAGCAGUCUCUUCAUCAUCUACGACGAUGCGAAGGUCGGGGUGUGGCUGAUCGACUUCGCCAAGACGAAUAAGCUGCCCGAGGGGACGGUGGUCGACCACAGGCGGCCGUGGGUGCAGGGGAACCACGAGGAGGGGCUGCUGUUCGGGCUGGAUCGGCUCAUUUCGGUGAUCGAGGAUUUGAAAAUGCCGGAGAAGCGGAAACCCGGGGAGUUCGAGAAGUCGCUGCCGGCGGUUAGUGUCAAGUCUUGAACAGUUUGCGUUGAAUUGUUGGGAAUCGAGCUGGCCGUCCGUGGGGCGGAGAUGUGGUCCAUGUUUUUGGGGUACUUUGUUGUUGUUCGUGUUGUGGCCCGAAAGGCUUUUGUAUUAAUGUUUUUAUGACAAUUUGCAAGUAUUACAAUGAACAAGUGAUUUAUUAUUUUGUACUUGACUAUUACUUAAUAUUCGUUUUUCUAGUCACUGUUCUUUAAUUUAAUUGCUAAUUAUUUAUGUUAUGUAGUGUAAGAAAUAAAGUUACCAGCGAAUAAGGGAAAAUUGUAUAUAAUUGCGAGUAAUUUGUAUACUGUUAAAUUAUCUUUUUUCAAUAUUCAUGUACUUAGAAAUAAAAAUUUCGUUGAAACAA